Setaria italica (foxtail millet) is the source of this 1633-nucleotide messenger RNA. Its product is annotated as cytochrome P450 81F1. The record is from RefSeq and is a predicted model, not a curated record. Gene Ontology annotation, molecular function: oxidoreductase activity, acting on paired donors, with incorporation or reduction of molecular oxygen; monooxygenase activity; heme binding. The transcript is spliced from 2 exons. NCBI's taxonomy places the organism in Eukaryota, Viridiplantae, Streptophyta, Magnoliopsida, Poales, Poaceae. The coding region runs from base 25 to 1581 and encodes 518 amino acids.
CAUGCAACACGCCCAGACUUAACCAUGGAUAAGGUGGCCUACAUUGCCAUCUUCCUCUCCUUCGUCUUCCUCUUCCUUGUGCGCCAUCUCCUACGCCGUCCCGGCGGCGACAACCAUGGCAAGAGCAAGAGUAUGCGGCUACCGCCGAGCCCUCGAGGCGCCCUCCCCUUCCUCGGCCACCUUCACCUCAUCAAGAAGCCGUUCCACGUCGCGCUGUCCCGUCUCGCGGAGCGCCACGGCCCGGCCUUCUCGCUGCGCCUCGGCUUCCGCGACGCCGUGGUCGUGACGUCCCCGGCGCUCGCCAGGGAGUGCUUCACGGAGCACGACGUGACCUUCGCCAACCGCCCGCGGAUCCCCUCCCAGAUGCUCGCGACCGGCGUCGCGCUCGGCACAGCCAGCUACGGCCCGCACUGGCGCAACCUCCGCCGCGUCGCCACGGUGCAGCUCCUCUCCGCGCACCGCGUCGGGCGCAUGUCGGGCGUCAUCUGCGCCGAGGUGCGCGCCAUGGCGCGGCGGAUCUACAGCGCGACGACCGCGGCCGCCGUGCCGGGCGGCGCCGCACGGAUCGAGCUGAGGCGAAGGCUGUUCGAGCUCUCCUUGAGCGUGCUCAUGGAAGCCAUCGCGCAGACCAAGGCGACACAGCCGAACGCGGACGCGGACACCGACAUGUCCGUGGAAGCCCAGGUGUUCAAACAGGUUAUCGACGAGGUCUUCCCGCGUAUUGGCUCAGUCUGGUGGGACCACCUGCCGGCGCUGCAGUGGCUCGACGUGUUCGGCGUGAGGAACAAGAUCCUGGCCGCGGUGCGCAGGAGGGACGCAGUCCUGCGGCGGCUACUCGACGCGGAGCGGCGGAGGCUGGACGACGGCAUCGACAACGAGAAGAAGAGCAUGAUGGCCGUGCUGCUCACACUGCAGAGGACAGAGCCGGAGGUCUACACUGACACCAUGAUCACGGCCCUUUGUGCGAAUCUGUUCGCAGCCGGAACAGAGACGACGUCAACCACGGUCGAAUGGGCGAUGUCGCUGUUGAUGAACAACCCAGGGACCCUCGACAAGGCGCAAGCAGAGAUCGACGCGGCCGUCGGGCACUCCCGCUUGAUCAACGCGGACGACCUGCCGCGCCUCGGCUACCUCAGGUGCAUCGUCGCCGAGACGCUCCGCCUCUACCCCGCCGCACCGCUGCUGCUCCCGCACGAGGCGUCCGCGGACUGCAAGGUCGGCGGCUACGACGUCCCGCGCGGCACGGCGCUGCUAGUGAACGCGUACGCCAUCCACAGGGACCCGGCCGUGUGGGAGGACCCGGGCAGGUUCGCGCCGGAGCGGUUCGGGGGCGGGAGAGCCGAGGGGCUGUUCAUGGCGCCGUUCGGUAUGGGGAGGCGCAAGUGCCCCGGCGAGGCGCUCGCGCUGCAGACGGUCGGGGUGGCGCUGGGGACUCUGAUCCAGUGCUUCCAUUGGGGCAGAGUUGAUGGUUUGGAGGUUGACAUGAGCGAGGGCAGCGGACUGACGAUGCCCAAGGCUGUUCCGCUGGAGGCCAUGUGUAGGACUCGUGAGGCUAUGUGCGACGUUCUUCAGAAACUCUGAGAUAGAACAUCUCGAUUCACGGUGUGGCACUGGCACUGGCACUGCACUGAAU